GGCUGGGAUGGGACGGCAUGGGAGCGGGCGAGGGGACGGCUGAGCCCGCGGGCGCCUUUAAAUUCGGGCCGGGCCGGCCGCCGCUAACACAGCCGCUUCUCCUCGCCCCGUCCCUGCCUUCGGCCCGGCCCGUAGCCGCCAAGCGGUAGCGAAGCGGGCGGCCGUGCGCGACUCCAGACACGCGUGGGCCGGCGGAGCGGCCAUGCCCCGCAGCGCCCGCUGAAGCCUCCCCGCUCCGCCGCUCCACCGCUCCACUGCUCCACUGCUCCGCCGCCGCCCCGCAGCCCCCGCCCGCCGCCAAGCUGGAGGAGCGCCGCAAGCCCGAGCCCCGCAGGAUGGAGGACGAGGCAGUACUGGAUAGAGGGGCUUCCUUCCUUAAACAUGUAUGUGAUGAAGAAGAAGUGGAAGGUCAUCACACUGUUUACAUUGGGGUCCAUGUGCCGAAGAGCUACAGAAGAAGGCGGCGUCAUAGGAGAAGACCUGGGCACAAAGAAAAGAAAGAAAAGGAGAAAAUUUCUGAGAAUUACUCUGACAAAUCAGACGUAGAAAAUGCUGAUGAGACAAGCAGCAGCAUCCUCAAACCGCUCAUCUCCCCUGCUGCUGAACGUGUCCGCUUCAUUCUGGGAGAGGAAGAUGACAGCCCGGCACCCCCGCAGCUUUUCACGGAGCUGGAUGAGCUUCUGGCCGUUGAUGGACAAGAAAUGGAAUGGAAGGAGACUGCAAGGUGGAUAAAGUUCGAGGAGAAGGUAGAACAAGGUGGGGAACGAUGGAGUAAACCUCAUGUGGCCACAUUAUCCCUGCACAGCUUGUUUGAGUUAAGGACAUGCAUAGAGAAGGGCUCAAUAAUGCUGGAUAUGGAGGCCUCUUCUCUUCCUCAGGUAGUGGAAAUGAUUGUCGACAAUCAGAUUGAGACAGGGCUCUUGAAGGCAGACAUGAAGGACAAAGUCACCUACACGCUGCUCAGGAAGCACCGGCACCAGACCAAGAAGUCCAACCUGCGUUCUCUGGCAGACAUUGGAAAGACCGUCUCCAGUGCAAGUAGGAUGUUUACCAACCCCGAUAAUGCACGCAGCCCACUCCAGAGCUCCGUGCCCUGCCUAGCGACACGCACGCUGGAUGAUGAAAUCCAAGUGCAGCACAGCCCCAGCGUGGGAUGGCUCAGCAGUCCAGCCAUGACUCACAGAAAUCUGACUUCCACCAGUCUGAAUGACAUCUCUGACAAGCCUGAGAAAGAUCAGUUGAAGAAUAAAUUCAUGAAGAAAUUACCCCGCGAUGCUGAGGCCUCCAACGUGCUGGUUGGGGAGGUAGACUUCCUGGACAGUCCUUUCAUUGCCUUCGUCCGGCUGCAGCAGGCAGUUAUGUUGGGUGCUCUGACAGAAGUCCCCGUCCCUACCCGAUUUCUCUUCAUUCUACUGGGACCUAAGGGCAAAGCAAAGUCAUAUCAUGAGAUUGGCCGAGCCAUUGCUACCCUCAUGUCUGAUGAGGUGUUCCACGACAUUGCCUAUAAAGCCAAGGACAGGCAGGACCUGAUCGCUGGCAUUGAUGAGUUUCUGGAUGAAGUCAUUGUGCUCCCCCCUGGGGAAUGGGAUCCAGCUAUUAGGAUAGAGCCCCCCAAGUCUCUUCCAUCUUCAGAUAAAAGGAAAAACAUGUACUCUGGUGGAGAAAAUCUGCAGAUGAAUGGAGACACGCCUCAUGAUGGAGGACAUGGAGGCGGGGGACAUGGGGACUGUGAAGAGCUGCAGCGAACUGGCAGAUUCUGUGGUGGCUUAAUCAAAGACAUAAAGAGGAAAGCACCGUUCUUCGCCAGUGACUUCUAUGAUGCUUUAAAUAUUCAAGCCCUUUCAGCCAUUCUUUUCAUCUACCUGGCCACAGUGACCAAUGCUAUCACUUUUGGAGGACUGCUUGGUGAUGCUACAGAAAACAUGCAGGGGGUGUUGGAGAGUUUUCUGGGCACAGCAGUCACCGGAGCGAUAUUUUGCCUUUUUGCUGGCCAGCCACUCACUAUUUUAAGCAGCACGGGACCUGUCCUUGUCUUUGAACGACUUCUCUUUAAUUUCAGCAAAGACAAUGAUUUUGACUACCUGGAGUUUCGUCUCUGGAUCGGCCUCUGGUCAGCCUUCCAGUGUCUCAUUCUUGUUGCUACUGAUGCCAGCUUCCUGGUCAAGUACUUCACACGCUUCACCGAAGAAGGUUUCUCCUCACUUAUUAGCUUCAUCUUCAUUUACGAUGCUUUCAAGAAGAUGAUCAAGCUGGCAGAUUAUUACCCUAUCAACUCUGAGUUCAAGGUGGACUAUAUCACACAUUAUUCUUGUGCCUGUGAACCACUGGGUCCAGAUAAUAGCUCAUUUUUUAACAGAACAACUGUGUCGUCAGCUGAGGGGCCAUUCUAUUCCUCUGCUGAGAUGUACAACACCACCAUCGACUGGUCGUCUCUGACAAAGAAGGAGUGCUUGAAAUACGGAGGACACCUUGUGGGCAACAACUGUGGAUAUGUCCCUGACAUCACCCUCAUGUCUUUCAUCCUCUUUUUUGGCACCUAUACCUGCUCCAUGGCCCUGAAGAAAUUCAAGACUAGUCGCUAUUUUCCAACCACUGCCAGGAAGCUUAUCAGUGACUUUGCCAUUAUCUUAUCCAUUUUGAUUUUCUGUGGAAUAGAUGCCCUGGUAGGUGUGGACACACCAAAACUAAUUGUGCCAAGUGAAUUCAAGCCAACCAGUCCUGAGAGGGGCUGGUUUAUCCCACCUUUUGGAGGGAACCCAUGGUGGGUGUACCUGGCAGCAGCCAUCCCUGCACUGCUGGUGACUAUCCUCAUCUUCAUGGACCAGCAAAUCACAGCUGUCAUUGUCAACAGGAAGGAACACAAGCUCAAGAAAGGUGCUGGAUAUCAUUUGGAUUUGUUCUGGGUGGCCAUUCUGAUGAUUAUCUGCUCCUUUAUGGGUCUGCCCUGGUAUGUGGCUGCGACUGUGAUCUCCAUUGCUCAUAUUGACAGCUUGAAGAUGGAGACUGAAACUUCAGCCCCUGGAGAACAGCCCAAGUUUUUGGGAGUGAGGGAGCAGAGAGUCACUGGAGUCAUUGUUUUCAUUCUGACUGGUGUGUCUGUCUUUAUGGCUCCUAUCUUGAAGUUCAUUCCUAUGCCUGUGCUCUAUGGUGUCUUCCUGUACAUGGGUGUUGCGUCCCUCAAUGGCGUGCAGUUCAUGGAUCGUCUGAAGCUGCUCUUGAUGCCUCUAAAGCACCAGCCUGAUUUUAUCUAUCUGCGUCACGUCCCGCUGCGCAGAGUCCAUCUGUUCACGUUUCUGCAGGUGGUUUGCUUAGCCCUACUCUGGAUUCUCAAGUCAACUGUGGCUGCUAUCAUAUUCCCUGUCAUGAUCUUGGCACUUGUAGCAGUCAGAAAAGCCAUGGACUACCUCUUCUCCCAGCAUGACUUAAGUUUUCUUGAUGACGUCAUUCCAGAAAAGGAUAAGAAAAAGAAAGAGGAUGAGAAGAAGAAGAAAAAGAAGAAGGGCAGUCUGGACAGUGACAAUGAGGAUUCUGACUGCCCCUACUCAGAAAAAGUCCCAAGUAUUAAAAUACCAAUGGACAUCAUGGAGCAGGAACCUUUCCUAAGUGAUAGCAAACCUGCCGACAAAGAAAAAUCACCAACAUUCCUUGAACGCCAUACGUCGUGCUGAUAAAAUUCCUUUUCUUCAGUCACACACUAUGCCAAGCCCUCCACGAACUCCAGUAAAAGUUGUGCCUCAAAUUAGAAUAGAACUUGAGCCUGAAGACAAUGGUUAUUUCUGGAGGAGCAAGGGAACAGAAACUACUUUGUAAUUUGUCUGUUAAGUCUUAUAUGGAAUUUAUUUUGUCACUAGCCAAAUAUUACAAUGCUCUCUGCUCCCCACCUGCGUAAGUAAGUGAGACAUUCUGAGCUCCCCGCUCCACCCUUUUCCCCCUCCAGAAUUCUUCUUAUUUAUCCUCACCCAAUUUUUCCACUUUGACCAAGACUCAUUUUUGCCUUCUCUGUUGCUUAGACAUGCACACAUCUCAUUUUCAAGCAGAGGGCAGAAGUAUUAAGGAUAUAAUAUAAUACUUUUGUGAAAUGUCAGGGGAACUGGCAUUAUUUUAGUUGUGAAUCAGUGUUUGUUUGUUUGUUUGUUGUCUGGCAGAACAAAACUGACCUCCAGGCUAAUUCAAUGUCUUUAUUACACUGCUCUAAGAUGCUGGAAAGUGCUGCUAAUACUAACUUGCUCUUAAAGCCUGUACUCGUAGUAACACAGGAAAGAAAACUAAAAGGUACUUCACUCCCAGCACAGACAAAUUAUUGCCAUCGUUGUAGCAUGUGUUUUGAAAUGUCCCUUUCCUAUGCAAUUUUUUUUUAAAAAACACUUUAAUGGACUUAAUCUGUCAGGUACAUUGAAGAGUGUUAUUUUCCUAGAUUAUUUUGUUUAAAUUAUGGGGGCCUAACCUAUGACUUUUUUUUUGUCAAUUUUUUUAACCUUUUUUUAAUUACUGUAAAGAAAAAUGAAUUUUUCCUGCAGCAGGAAACGUAUAGUUUUGAGUAGUUCUACCUCUUAUUUCUAGAUGCCAGGCUUUCUGUAAAAAUGUAUUGUACCAUAUAUAAUGUGAUUUUUACAAAAAAGAAAAAAAAAUACACAAUCUCCAGGACAUGGCAUAGGGCUGGAUCAGUUUUAUCAACACCUUCUACUCUGAAGCUUCUGUACUACUUAGGGUUAUUUUGUUUUUUAUGAAUAAUCUAACUUCACUAUGAAGGAGAUGGGAUAUAACUUAAAUCUCUCAUGAUCUAGGAUGAGUCUUAAGUGUACUGCUGGUAAGUGAAAUACUGACUGCUUAACAGUGUCAGUGGACGAUGCUGAUUGUAUUCAUUUUGUUGAUUUCCUAUGCAGUAUUGUUGGAAUUCUUUCAUGUGAAACAUCCGUGUGUGCACGUGUGUGUAUGUGUGCAAGUGGAAACACCCUGCAUGCAGUUGAGAUACAUGUUCUAGAUCCUCCUCGAGAACUGACAGAGCCCAGGCACUGCUUUCUGUCACGUACAGAAUUUAUUCUUACACCUUGACACUGCUCGGCCCUCUGCCCACUAAACCAAAACCUUCCAUACACGAUGACAUAGCGGUAGCAAAUCAGCUAGGCACAGUGACACAGUGACAGGUUUUUGGUUUUAAACCCAGCAAGCAUCGCCUUGUGACAGAUCAUUUUCUCUGCUGUGGGUAUACAGUGAACUUGAGUAUGCACAUAUAAAAUAGCAUUUGGGAAACUAGCCUUCCCCAGCACAUUUAUUUCAAGUGCGAGGAUUUCAUAUGACACACUGCAAAUGCUUCGUUGUAAAAAUGAAGCUCCCUGCAGUGAAGCAUACCAGGGAAGCAGCAGUGAGAGCGGCUGCCCAGCAGCAGCAGAGGGGGGGACAGUCCCUAAUAGCCCCCAGUGCUGGGCAUUAAAAAACACACUUGCAGAAACUAUUUUGUAAUGCCUAACACGGCUUUGUUUCGUUUUUUUUUUCCUAAUGAAUAAAAAAGUAGAGCUUAGUGGCUUCCACACCUGUUGUGAAGAAACCAAAGUCCAUGUUGAUUAAGGAAAUAGCAUUUCAUCACGGUGCUGAGAGACUUUAUAUGCCAAAUUUUAGCAUCCACAAGCUAGUAACAACCACAACAACAAUCAGAGCUGCAAACUAGGACUCUCUUUUUCCCCAGAUACUAGUUCUGGUUAAAAGAUGCAAUUAUAUGCACUGUAAUAAUAUUAUUGUUUUUAUAUUAUUUUUGUACUAUUUGCACAGUCUUGUGCAAGUGCUCGUUGCUGCACAAAUAGGAUUGAGUUGCAGAGGAAUUGGCACAGCACACACACAUGCACACACACGUACAUUCCCCAGCUUGUUACCAAGGAAUCUAAAUUUCUGCUUUCCUAACAUUCUUGUUUACUGUGAGAAAGCAGAGCAAGAAGAAGGGAGAGCACCUGUUCCUCUUUGCUGCCCCUGAGAUAUCAGCAUCCCAUAAAUGCAGCCCAAACCUGCUUCAAAAAGGGUGAGGAGCUAUCUGAAGCAGCCAGAAAAGCAGCCACUGUGUGAUCCCUUCUGCUGCCUGCUAGGAUUAGUUGGAGGACAAAGAACCUGGGAAGUGCAAUGCUAACAUGUACAAAACUGUUCUAAUUCCUUGGUGAAAGUAAGUCGCAGACUACCAAAGGGGAAACAGGCUCAAGUGUCAUCAUGUACACAGUACAUGUGAGCUUUUAUGUUUUGCCCAGACACUUUAUUUGUAGAAAUCCAAAUAAGGAAAGAUCAGCAUAGAUUAAUAUAGAGAAAAAGAUUUCCUUAAAAGAGCACUGACAAAAGAACCCUCCCCCCAGCUACAGUAUGCUCAGAAUGCAGCAUACUGCACACAUGCAUAUACGCACACACACAUCAUACAUCCUUUCAUCUGCUAUUACCUGGUGAUUUGUCUUCACAAAAAUGAGGUCUUCCACUUUUGAACCAUGUUAAAUGUACUUGAAAUGUAUUGACUGCUGAUCUAGAUCUUUCUCUCUCUUAUUUUUUACGUUAACAGAUGAGCUGUUGUACAGAGGGUAGCAUUGUUCAAGGGAUGGGACAAAGAUUGCUGUAGUUUUCCAUGUCAGAAACAACUCUGGAUGGAGACAGAAGCUGGAAAAUUUUUAUUUCCUGCUUCCUGACAACAGCAUUUUGUUGAAGGCUGUGUGUCCUUUCUAUUUUUUUUCUUUAAAAAAAAAUUAAACAACCACAAGGACAACAAGCAAGAGCUCUGCUGGCACCAAGAGGUGGAAGGCAGUGAAAAGCAGCUGCCUAAUAGCAUUUGAUAGGCUGAUGUCACCACAAGGUGAGUUUCACUGCACUUUGUAGGCCUUGUGACAAUAAAACUAAAACUAAUUUUGGUUCAGAAUUGGACAGUUGGUGAGAAAAGCCUGGAUAAGCACUUCUGGCUUCUGGGAAGGCUCUUCUGAAAUCAGAAGAGUCCAUUAAAAACAAAAAAAAAAAACCAAAAAACUCCCCCAAA
This is a messenger RNA of Lagopus muta (rock ptarmigan), 6994 nucleotides long. It is a transcript of the gene SLC4A4, whose product is annotated as solute carrier family 4 member 4. Gene Ontology annotation, biological process: transmembrane transport; bicarbonate transport; monoatomic anion transport. Gene Ontology annotation, molecular function: sodium:bicarbonate symporter activity; solute:inorganic anion antiporter activity; monoatomic anion transmembrane transporter activity. Gene Ontology annotation, cellular component: plasma membrane; basolateral plasma membrane. The transcript is spliced from 27 exons. NCBI's taxonomy places the organism in Eukaryota, Metazoa, Chordata, Aves, Galliformes, Phasianidae. The coding region runs from base 336 to 3668 and encodes 1110 amino acids. The record is from RefSeq and is a predicted model, not a curated record.